Messenger RNA from Planococcus citri (citrus mealybug), 1773 nucleotides. RefSeq lists its product as uncharacterized. Bases 435 to 1496 code for a protein of 353 amino acids. The transcript has 2 exons. NCBI's taxonomy places the organism in Eukaryota, Metazoa, Arthropoda, Insecta, Hemiptera, Pseudococcidae. The record is from RefSeq and is a predicted model, not a curated record.
GAGGCGACAUACGACACACAUUUUUUUCCUUUUUGCUACCUUUGUCUCUCCUUGUUUUCUUUCUUUAUCUUUUCGUCUAUUCUUUCAUCCUUUAAGGUUUUUAUCAACAUCCAACAAUAGAUCUUUCUGCGAACUAGCUAUUCUCUCACCCCUCCGAACUACCCCUACACACAACAGUCAAGAUUUCUCUCAAUGUUGUUAAAUUUCAGAGUUCAGAAGUUCGAUGUUAGUCUUGUCGAGAAGAUCAGUUCAUUCGUGAGUUCCAGUAUUUGUACUUCGAGUUAUCAGGUCAUUUAAAGUGUAUUCGUUAGUUGGUUCGUGUAAAUAUUUUAUUUUCGCGUUCAUUCGUCGUCGUGCUAAAUAUACUUAGCAGUACAUACUUUUAAAAAUAUCUUUUAUCUGUUUACACUUGUUAAAUAACAAUUCGAAAAAUCAUGGCUUGGUGUGGAACAACGAUCAGCAAAGAUUUCGAGGGUCAAAUCGCCGAUUUGGAGAACGAAAUAUCAAAUCGACAGGUGAGCGUGCUCGAGGCACAAAUAUACUACGAACAUCUCGCAUCAAUUUACCAAAAAGUCGGCGCUUUCGAGAGUAAAAUUAAAUCAAUCCAUUAUUAUGGAAACCCUCAUCAACUAUCCACGUGUUUAAACAUACUUCGUAUGGUCUACUUGAGAGCUAUCAAACUUGAAAUAAGAUUGAGAGAAAUUUUAUCCUCGGCUGAAUGUUCAACGACGCCGAUUAAAACCAUGGUCUUUGGACGAUCUAGUCAAGCUAAAGAGUCAACAACAUCAGAGCCGGUGCCAGUGGUGCCACAGUUAGCUGAGGCAGCGGCGUCAGCGGCAGCACUGUGGUGGAAUUUGCCGGCCAAUAUCGACCACAAACAGACUGCUAAGGAUGGUUCAGCAUUCAUCGCAGAAUUUUCGAACGAAUCCAAGACACCUCAAUCCAAACAAACCGAGUCACCGGAACCAGAAAGCACCGCCGUUCAGCAAUCUCUAGUACUCAAAUUAUCCGAACUCGAGACUAGAUUGCAAUCACAUUUAGACAAACUUGACGAACAAGCUGCAGAGUAUGGAAAUGGAUACGAUGAAUACGACAGAACCGAAACUGAUUAUAACACAGACGAAAUCCUCAUCUCUCUGGAUGAUAAUUUAGAUGUAUCUAAGGAAAUCCAAAGUACAGUAAGUUAUCUCGAAGGAACCCUGAAUAAAUUCGCCGACGAUAACAAACAACGUGAAAAAACUAUUCUCGAUAAACUGAAUGAACUCCUGAAAGCGAACAAAUCCCAGAAUAAAGAUUGUAAAUGUAAAAAAAUUGAUCCGAUGCCAAUGGUUGAUCUCACGCAGCCUAGCACUCGUAAUUCUUCUACUUCAUCAUCAUCAUCAGGUUAUUUCAAUUCAUUUUUGAACCAGAACUUUCCGCCGUAUUUGUCGUAUCCGACUCCGGCGCAAUUCCCAAUAGGAUCCUAUGAUUCUUCGACCAAACCAAUUCGUAAAUAGAAAACAUAAUUCUAAUUGAAAAAAAAAUUAGGACUUAUGAGUGAUACUACUUGGUUUUGAAUUUACUCUUUCUUAUUCGUAUACUAUUCAAAUAUAUUAUGCAUUUUAAACAUAUGAAAUAUUGUAAUCGACUUACUUUUUUUAAGCGUUCAUAAUUAUUAUAAAAGUUUCAUAAUUUUAAACUGCAACUAUAAUAUUCAAAUUUAGAAGAUUUUGUUAGAAUAGUUGUAAAAAAAUAAAAUAUACUUUUAUCAACAAAUAUGAUUGUUCAGACUCC